Messenger RNA from Pneumocystis carinii B80, 1393 nucleotides. RefSeq lists its product as hypothetical. The transcript is spliced from 6 exons. Gene Ontology annotation, cellular component: cytoplasm; nucleus. Gene Ontology annotation, biological process: peptidyl-serine phosphorylation; signal transduction; endocytosis. The record is from RefSeq and is a predicted model, not a curated record. Bases 47 to 1348 code for a protein of 433 amino acids. Gene Ontology annotation, molecular function: protein serine/threonine kinase activity; ATP binding. Lineage: Eukaryota; Fungi; Ascomycota; Pneumocystomycetes; Pneumocystales; Pneumocystaceae.
UAUUUUGAAAGUAUAUAACGUUAUAAAACGGUGUUUAUAAGACUUUAUGACGACAUCGGGGCAUAGUACGCAACUAUCUAACGUUGUUGGAUCCCGUUAUCGGGUUAAAAAGAAGAUUGGUGAAGGAUCGUUUGGUGUUAUUUUUGAGGGGUUAGAUAUGUUUAAUAACCAGCAAGUAGCGAUUAAAUUUGAGCCUAGAAAGAGUGAUGCGCCUCAAUUACGUGAUGAAUAUAGAACAUAUAAAUUAUUAGUCGGAAGCCUUGGUAUACCUCAUGUAUAUUAUUUUGGCCAAGAAGGAUUGCAUAAUAUUUUAGUUAUUGAUUUGUUAGGACCAAGUUUAGAAGAUCUUUUCGACUGGUGCGGAAGACGUUUUACUACCAAAACGGUUGUUAUGCUUGCUAAACAAAUGUUGACGCGUGUUCAAACCAUUCAUGAAAAAAAUUUUAUUUAUCGUGAUAUUAAACCAGACAAUUUUCUUAUUGGAAGGCCGGGUACCUGCAAUUCUAAUUUAAUCCAUAUUGUUGACUUUGGUAUGGCGAAACAAUAUCGGGAUCCCAGAACGAAACAACAUAUUCCAUAUAGAGAACGCAAGAGCCUUUCUGGCACUGCAAGGUAUAUGAGCAUAAAUACUCAUCUUGGUAGAGAGCAAUCUCGAAGAGAUGAUUUAGAGGCAUUGGGUCAUGUAUUUAUGUAUUUUCUUCGAGGAGGACUUCCUUGGCAAGGACUAAAAGCAAUGACGAAUAAACAAAAAUAUGAGAAAAUUGGAGAGAAAAAACAAACUACUUUGGUUGAAGAGUUAUGCGAAGGAUUUCCUGAUGAAUUUUCUCAAUACAUUUUAUAUGUCCGUAAUCUCGGAUUUGAAGAUACACCUGAUUAUGAUUAUCUUCGUGGCCUUUUUACCAAUGUAAUUAGGAAGAUUGGUGAAACAGAGGAUGGAGAAUACGACUGGAUGCUUCUUAAUGAUGGAAAAGGAUGGGAAGCCAGUUUUAAACAUGUAUCAUCGAAUAAUCAGCAUUUGGUUGUUUCCAAUAUUGCGCAUAAAUCGACUUCGGUUACCGAUUUAAGACAUUUAUCAUCAUCUAGAACGGGACAACAUGUCUCAUCUAAUCGGUUAAACCCAUCCCAGUGUAUUCCUCCAUCGCCUAUACCGGUUCAUAACGGAUUAAAGCCAUGUAAAGAAAGGUUAAACAAUAUUAAAAAUAGUUCAGAACAUAUGAAAGAAACAUCUAAUACCAGUCCUCGGGUUCAUCAAGAAUCUCAACAACAAUCACGAUUAUCUCAAAUCUAUGCCACAACCCCUCCUAAAAAAUCAAAGAGAAGUUGGAGAUUUACCAAUUGUUGCGGGUAGUGCGGUUAAAACUUUAUUUUUAGGCAAGUUGAAACAACAUGAAGU